AAGGCCUUUUGGUUUAUAUUUCUUUGAACAUAGUACUAGUGUCUUUUUUAAAAGAUGAAGAAACACAAUUGGGGUGCCACUGCUGAACUACUAAUUAAUGUUACUACUACUACUAUUAUUACUUCUACUGAAAUUGCUGUCAUACACAUUGGUAAAGUGUGACCGAGGCUUAAAGGGGUAAUGUUUACAUGGGUUAAGUCUCGGUCACACUGCCCAUAAAUAUCUGUGGGAUCCCAUCCAUAUUGAUGGAGUGGACACGACAGACUGCAGUGACUGCACGUGCUCACCAAGGAACCAGUGGGAACUUGUGUGUUACUCCUCCUUGAAGAAAAUUUCUGCAUUUUCGGCCUUAAUUUUGCAAUACGGCAGAAUGAAAAACAGUGACUUGGCCCGUGCCAGAUCCCUACUUUCCAUCACUGUAUGUCUCGCCGCAUAUGAAUACUUGAAGAAACCAAGGAAAUCCAAAAGGAAAACAUGGGUGAAAUCCUGGAUGGCAAGAAAAGAAAGAACUACAACAACUUAGUAGCAGAAAUGGUACUUGAAGAUACUCAGGGGUUCUUUGAUUUCCACCGAAUGCCCAAAGAGUGCUUCAAUGAACUUCUCCAACUCAUAUCUCCGUUGAUUGAGAAGCAGGAUACCAAACUCCGGAAAGCAAUACCAGCCCAGCAACGCCUGUCUGUCACGCUCCGGUACUUAGUUACAGGUGAAUCACGGAGAUCCUUGGAGUUCCAGUACCGAAUCAGCCAUAAUUUAAUAUGAAUUAUUCCACAAGUCUGUAGAGCUCUACGUGCAGUUCUUAAGGACAAGUACUUGAAUUUGCCAACAACUACAGACCAGUGGGAAAAUGUAGCAAGUGAAUUUUAUAGGCUGUGGAACUUUCCAUUGUGUAUAGGGGCCAUGGAUGGAAAACGGUUCCUUGUGAGGAAACCACUCAAUUCUGGCUCUGAGUAUUAUGACUAUAAGUUACACCACAGUAUCAUCAUGCUUGCUGUAGUUGAUGCACACUAUAAUUUCUUAUAUGUGGAUGUGGGUACCCAAGGUUGUGCUAGUGAUGCAGGUGUAUGGGAUUGCUGUUCACUUAACAACUAUCUACAGGAGAACAAGCUGCAAGUGCCUGAUUCCACAGUAUUGCCGUUUACUACCUCCAAGUCCCCUUAUGUUCUCGUUGGGGAUGAUGCAUUUCCAUUAAAGACAUUUCUCAUGAAGCCUUAUGCAGGUAAAGAUGUACCAAUGCCUGAAAAAAUUUUCAGGCAUUAUAGACUUUUGCGUGCACGACGUGUAGCUGAAAAUGCUUUUGGUCUUUUGACAUCAAAAUUUAGAGUAUUUUUGCAGCCUAUUAUUUCAAAGCCAGAGUAUGGCAAAGAUAUAAUUUUUGCUGCUGUGGUUUUACAUGACUUCUUGAGAACCAGUUGUGGCAAACCGGUUCAACCUGAACUUCUUCAAAGGGAAGACACUGAGAGAGGUGUAGUGAGGCUAGUAUCAUGGGAGGAGUUGCAAGGAAGGGGAGUUGGAAGGCUGGAGGUAACUGCUAGGAACCCAACCCAGGAGGCUAAAAGAGUUAGAGACACCAAGGAGUAUUUCAUGAACAGAGGAAGGGUAGAUUGGCAGGAAAGAAUGGCGCUGUAUCAUUGAAAGGAGGACACUUAUUGUAAGCCCUAUUGUCUUUAAUCUUAAUACUAACUUUACCAAUGUGUAUGACAGCAAUUUCAGUAGAAGUAAUAAUAGUAGUAGUAGAAACAUUGUUUAGUAGUUCAGCAGUGGCACCCCAAUUGUGUUUCUUUAUCUUUUAAAAAAGACACUAGUACUAUGUUCAAAGAAAUAUAAACCAAAAUGCCUUUUCCAUUGUUUUAUUUAUCAAAGUUAUGUUUAAGUUUCUCCUUGAUUACAUUCAUUCAUACUUUCAAAAAUGAGACUUUGUACUUUGGUUACAAGCCUGUCCUUUAUAUAUUUUUUAUUAUCUGGAAUAUACUGGAAGCAUGUAUUGAGGAGGUCUGUCACAUCAUAGCGUGACUUGGGCAAAGUUUCUUGCUUUGCACUCUCAUGCCAUGCAUCAAUUUUAUGAAUGCAUGUCAUGAGAAUGUUUUGUAACUCGUCAUUGUUCUCAAUCUUCCUCUUCCGCGCAACCUUGGGAGUGGAUGCUUGUAGGCUGGGAUGGGUGGAUAGUUGCUCCCACAGUCAAUGAGGAAGUGUUUGUCAACAGGAAGAAUUUUCAUUAAUGCAUUUGUGGUUAGAUACAGCUGUUAAUAGUGAUUUGGUUGUGGUUAGAACUAUCUGUUUAUACUUUGUUGUGAUUUAGCUGUGGUUAGAAUAACCUGUUUAGAGUAAUUAUUUUCACCUGUUUAUAAUUAGUCAUGUUUAAAUUCAGCUGUUUAUAGUUUGUUGAGGUUAGAAGUACCUCUUCCAUAUUUAUUUUCACCCUUUCAUAAUUUGUUCUGAAUAGAUUUAGCAGUUUAUAGUUCCUCCACAGCUGUCUACCCAGCUUGCGUGAAGUCCAUACAUGAAUGGCGGUGCGUGCAUCUAGCAGAGCUGUCAGAUGCAGGGAGAUUUCCCUGUUUUAGGAAAAUUUAGGUCUCAACAGGAAAACAGGGAAGAAAAUUCAAAAUGUUCCAAAAUCUAGGGAAAUUUUGACCAACGGACUCACACCCUUCAUCCGCAGUCCUCACCCUUGUCCUCCUCCCAUCCUCUUCACCCGUCAUCCGUACAAUAAUUAUUUGUAUUAAUUUUUAUCAAUUA
Messenger RNA from Portunus trituberculatus (swimming crab), 2733 nucleotides. RefSeq names its product protein ALP1-like. The record is from RefSeq and is a predicted model, not a curated record. NCBI's taxonomy places the organism in Eukaryota, Metazoa, Arthropoda, Malacostraca, Decapoda, Portunidae.